GUCACUCAUGAGAGCACCGGACAGACCCACCGCGCCGAGACGACCCACACCACUAGAGGAAGGGUCCCUCCACACUUCCGCACCCAGGGGCUCAGUGUUUGGGGGUAAAGCAAACAAAGCGAAGUGAAGGAGGAAAAACGAGGCCACUGUGGUUCAUCAGCAGUCUAUUGGAUUCAACCCUGAGUGACCCUGCUGCUACUUAUCUACAUCAUUUCAAGAGGAGGUGGGCGUCCCUCUGGGUGUAAGAAACACCAUGUGCCAAACCUGGAGAGGACUUCCCUCUGCAUGGUGAGACUGCCAAACCUCUUGAGAACCUUCCUCUUUAGUCUGAGGACCCCCCUAAUCCUCCACGUUGCCCACCGGCAAAGAUGAAGAAGUUGGCGACGUGGUCAGCAGAGGAUGUUUCUGACUGGCUGAGCAAAGAGGGGAUGCCGGAGUACAUGGACGCCCUCCGUCAGACGGAUGGACCUUCUCUGCUCAAGCUCACCGAGGCAGAUUUCCAGAGCCCCCCCCUCUUGCUGGUUUCGUCCGACGGAGGGCAGCAGAUGAUGGAGCGACUGAAGACGCUGCAGAUAGAGAACCAUAUGGAGGCUCACAAAAACGGUCAUGUGAACGGGCAUGUCAUCGGACUACCUAACGGGACGAGCAAACCCCAGAGGAAUGGCACGCUAGGGAGGAAGGACUUCGUGGAGAUGGUGAAAAUCUCGAUCCCCACAAAAGACGCUUCACGCACAUCGUUCCCUGUCGAGUGGAGAAAGACAGGCUUUGCUUUUUCCUAUGCGGUGCUGUGCUUUGUUACCACCACCAUCGUCAUUUCAGUGGUCCAUGAGAGGGUACCGUCAAAAGAGCACACCCCACCGCUACCUGAUAAGUUCUUUGACCUGUUUGACAGAGUGGAGUGGGCCUUCUCCAUCUGUGAGAUUAACGGCAUGUUGCUGGUGGCAGUGUGGCUGAUCCAGUGGAUUCUACUAAAGCACAGGUCAAUUGUAGGCAGGCGGUUCUUUUUCAUUGUGGGCACACUUUACAUGUACCGGUGUAUUACAAUGUACAUCACCACUCUGCCUGUUCCAGGGAUGCACUUCAAAUGCUCUCCAAAGCUUCUUGGGAACUGGGAGUUACAGAUGAGGAGAGUGAUGAAGCUGAUCGCUGGUGGGGGCCUGUCCAUCACUGGAUCUCACUCCAUGUGUGGAGAUUAUCUGUACAGUGGUCACACCGUCAUGCUAACGCUAACAUACCUCUUCAUCAAGGAGUAUUCUCCCAAGCGGUUCUGGAUUUACCACUGGAUUUGUUGGACCUUCAGUGCGGUGGGGAUUUUUUGCAUCCUCCUGGCCCAUGACCACUACACUGUGGAUGUGGUGGUGGCAUAUUUUAUCACAACACGCCUCUUCUGGUGGUACCACACUAUGGCCAACCAGCAGUCACUGAAGGAGACGUCGCAGAGCAACCCCUUCUCACGUGUGUGGUGGUACAGACUGUUCCAGUACUUUGAGGAAAACGUCAACGGGACCGUUCCUCGUAACUAUCAGCUGCCGUUUUCAUGGCGAGGGUUUCCGUGGAGCCGCAGCGUGAAGUACAGCAGACUGGACAACCAGUGACAGCUGCACGUCACAGCAGGCGAGGGCUGUGACUUCCAUAAGUGCUGUUUUUACCCAACGGAGACGGCACCGGUUAAUGUAGCGCUGUCCUUUCACCUCUAGCAACAGACACAUCCAUGUUCAAAUGGGUAAAUGGGUAGCACUGUGACCCACCUAGUAUUUUUUCUUUUCUGGUUGUCAUCUCUUCUUUUCUGGUCGUAUUUGUUAGGACAGCACUAAUUUAUAUUUGUUUUAUGUCUUUCCCACUCUGUGGGCAACAGUUUCUGCCUCUGGAGCAGAUCUAUGAAGCAUUUCGAUAAACUUGUAAAACCGUUUUUUCGGCCAUAAGGAUUCAAACCCCUUUUCUUCCUCUCAGCACAAAAACCAUAAAUGUGUUCAUGUUCUUACGAGACUCUUUAUGCAGAUGGUCUCAGUUCAAUUGCUUAUUUGAUAACCAAAAUGCCAUAAUGCUGUCUUUUUUUUCUUUUUUUUAAAAUAGCAAAUUACUUUUUGUAAACUGUCCUUGCUAAACUGAAUCAAAGGUGCAAAAAAAAAGUUUUUUUCUACCUAUGUCAAACUUUAUUUUUCAAAGCAAAUGAUGUCCGAUAAAAGAUUUUUAGAUUUUUACCUUUUUCAAGAUGGAUAACAGAGAGCAUAAGAAUCCAAUGUGGUAAAACAUUAUUCCAGUGCCUUUAUUAGCUUGAUUGUAAAACAGUUCAAGUACUAUGUGUCUUGUAUCUCUCUGCCGUCGGUGUGAUCACGCUACGGAGCGAGUUGGUACUUAGUUAACGCUCUAAUUCCCAUGAAUGUAAAAAAAAACAACAAAAAAACUACGCCAGCCUUACCAGAAGAUUGGUCUUCCCCAAUAGAAGUGCAGUGAGUGAAAUGUUCCGAUAUUUAUUGAUGCUUUAUGAUGUCAGUUUGUGCUUAGUUGGAUAAUGCUGUUCUAACAGGAAAAAAUGACUGUUAAUGAUUUACUUUUAAAUGUCCGUUACAUUUCAUUUGAAUCAACACCAGCUAUGUCAGAAGCCUGAUUGUUGAGUCUACUAGUUUUGUUUUUCCUCCACAAUAUUAUCUGCUAAGCAUCACUGCCUAAUUUAGAAAAUAAUAUGAGAAACGUCUCCAAGGUGCAAGUUAUUCUGGACCUGGACAUGUCUUGCGCAUCAUCGCUGCUCUGGAGAUAAUGAGCCCCCAUCUUGUUCUCCACAUCGAACCCCAAUUUAAAUCGGAAUUAUCCUCAUUACUGUCUUCUCUGGGAACCUUUUCACCGCUGAGACGUGGAGGAAAAUGUUCAACGUGACUCUGGCGCUGAGCUUAGGGAAUAUCACAGUCGUGAAAACAGAAGCUUCAGACAAAGUUUCCGAGCAUGACUGCAAUGAAUCUGUCAGAGCUUUGUUAAGUUUGUGUUGCACUAAAAAGAGUUCCUACCUUUCAGAUUGUAGAUGGUGUGCACGUCAAGCAAAUGUUCAACGUGCACAUUGUUGUAUGUGGGGAACAAAGUAAAGCACGGAGAAGGUGAUUUUAUUUAGCCACGUGUGCAAACAUUGAUUUCCAUGAAUGUGAAAAAACGUCUUUUUUUUUUCCUAAUCAUUUACUGUACAUGUUUCUUUGGCUUUUCUUUGUGUAACUAUGAAUGGACUGUAAAGAAUAAGUAUUAUACAAGUUCAUCUCUAGGGAAAACAUUUAACUUGUGUUAAAGAAGAAACGUGUUCAUUCAGCUUUAGAUGAGACAAACUCCAAAUCCAUCAAAACAACGGUGAUUUAUUUCUUUAAACGCUAUCAAAGGGAGGAGGUGAGAGAGUAUCGUUUGUUUUUAAUGUGAAUCAAAUUUGCGGCGCUCCCUCCUGUAGCAUUGGUCGGAUGUUUCACUUGUACAGAGAAAGGUUUUUAAGAGCACAGCUCGCGUAGGGCCAUAUUACGGUUUCGGAUCAUAUUUGAAGUCAUGUUGAAAAAUUAUGUUCUUUGAGGAUCAAUUUUGGAGUUGAUGUUUGUCUUCUAGAUUGCCAAUCAUGUUGAUAUGUUUUUUUUGUUUAGGUUUUUAUGUCUCCAUUAAAUGAAAGUUGUUUAUUAUGUAUAUUUCUUUGUAAAAGUCUCACCCCGUUUGUAAGAUAUGAUGGAAGAAUCCUUGGGAUGCUUUUGAAUAAACCAUUUUACUAUAAUGUA
Molecule: messenger RNA, 3737 nt
Organism: Limanda limanda (common dab)
Lineage: Eukaryota; Metazoa; Chordata; Actinopteri; Pleuronectiformes; Pleuronectidae
Gene: sgms1a
Product: sphingomyelin synthase 1a
Exons: 6
Coding region: 369-1595 (408 amino acids)
Biological process (GO): sphingomyelin biosynthetic process; ceramide biosynthetic process
Cellular component (GO): Golgi membrane; endoplasmic reticulum membrane
Molecular function (GO): ceramide cholinephosphotransferase activity; sphingomyelin synthase activity; protein binding
Source: RefSeq, a predicted model, not a curated record